ACGUUGUGAUGGUACAAAGAUACCUGGUGCCCAUCUCUAUCGAGGUCAUAGAAUGCACCAUGUAUGCACCUUUGUACUCCUUACACACUUGCACACUCGUAUAUACUCAAUCGUGCCCGCCCGGAGCCCAUCAUUGAUCUCAUCCUUGAUCUCAUCCUUGAUCCCAGAACGACGGAAUUCACGGAGCCCUUCCGACUUUGAGCCCUUCGAGUACCUACCGAUACCAAUAAGUACCGAUAUAAACACUGCGGCUUCUAGAAGCUCAUAAGCCGGUUAGGUACCUAUGUGUAUAGAAUAGAGUAGAGUCUUUCCCCAAUCCCCAGCGGGGGAGCCGGGUACAGCUAGAUCGUCAAGACAGCCACAAUCGUCCCGUGUUGUGCUGUGCCGUCUCGUGCUAUAUAUCGUCCCAAAACCGCCAGCAAGACUCAAAUAUACCAUAUAGGGGCCAAGUUGAUAGUACAAUGAUCACCAGGCGUCACUGAUCAUCACGAUCAGCUUGUGCCGGUAUGAUACUUGAGUAGAGUAGUAGCAGCUCUGGAAGGUGGACGUCCCG
Messenger RNA from Tricharina praecox, 553 nucleotides. RefSeq lists its product as uncharacterized. Bases 53 to 268 code for a protein of 71 amino acids. The transcript has a single exon. Lineage: Eukaryota; Fungi; Ascomycota; Pezizomycetes; Pezizales; Pyronemataceae. The record is from RefSeq and is a predicted model, not a curated record.